Messenger RNA from Colletotrichum chrysophilum, 1914 nucleotides. RefSeq lists its product as uncharacterized. The record is from RefSeq and is a predicted model, not a curated record. NCBI's taxonomy places the organism in Eukaryota, Fungi, Ascomycota, Sordariomycetes, Glomerellales, Glomerellaceae. The transcript has 2 exons. The coding region runs from base 1 to 1914 and encodes 637 amino acids.
AUGGCGCACCCCGAGUACGCCCACCCGCAGCAGGUUCCUUCUUCCGAAGAGGUCGAAAGACUCGAGAAGAUGAUAGCCAUGCUUUCCAACAUCCAAAGCAAGCAUCUCAAGCGCCCCGAGAGAGCUGCCAUACGCGACGACUUCACAUUGUCAAAGGCCGAGAGACGCUUCGUUCGAAAGCAACACGACUACCUUGACUGCGUCGCCGCCUUGAGCCCCGAACCCUUGGCUCUUUUCCCCGAUGGCUCUGCUGGUGCGAGCACCGGCUCGCACUACCUCUUCGCCUCACAGAACCCACACCGUGAUGACGACAAGGCGAAGCAGCAAUACACUGGACUGCAGCCCCAGCUCACUCUACCACAGAUCAACGGAUCUCUGGUCCCGGAUAGCACCGAUUCCUCAUCCGUCAUUAAGUUUGCGUACCGAUUGCUGGCAAAAGAGGAUUGGGAGCAACGCAGCAACAACAGCACUUUUCAAUACUGUCAGGACCUUCUCUCUCUAUUGAAGAAGUUUCACGGAGCUGCUAAGUCCGAUGAGCGGUUUCACUGGCUGAACCUGCUGCAUGAUCUCGUUUACGUGCGAAUGACCGAGAAGCUCCAUGGUUGCGUCACCGACAUAUUUGAGAAGCACAACUUUGGCACCAUCUGCAUGACGUCCGUCGAUCAGUUGGCCUCGCAAUUCAAAGCGACCUCCAUGGGAAAGUGUUUGCAACAGUCCCUUCGGUCAACUUCAGACCCAAUCACUGAACUGGACUUGAUGCCGUUCCAGAAAGGAGGUGCCACGAACCCUCAAGAUGAACUUCAACACUGCUUUCGGAAAGGUCAGACCCAAGCUCAAUCCACCCUGCUCAAGCAGAUCUACAAGGAGAUGCAGGUUCGGUAUGGUCGCGGCACUGCAGAAGACGGCGAGAGAGCCUGGGAGCGUAGCCCUCUGAACGCAAACGGAGACCCAGAGUAUGUUUUCUAUGACGAAAAGGGUCGUUCUGAGUUUCAAAAGAUCUUAUCUGGGGUCAUGAGAGCGGUCAAAGAUUCUACGACAGAACUGCAAAACGCCAAAACAGAAGCAACCAACUACGCCCGGAGAACGAGUAAAGGCACCAAGGAUUCCACGCAGCAAACCAUGGAGCAAUACCAUAUCGAGUCUCUUCAAUACCUCGUUGAAGCCGCCGUCCGUGCCUAUUCCUGCCUGGCAAGUCUUCGCGAGGACUUCAGCGAGAUUCUGCAGUCGCACUCCACGUGGCUCUACGCAACCCAUCAGCCUGGGGUCUCAGGCAUUGAUGCUAAGGGCACUGAUGAUUCUAGACUUCUGGAGAGCACGGCGAUCCAAUCAGGCUGGGAAGUGGCCGUGUCAGAUGCUGUGGGCAUGUUGUGCCGCCACCAAACUUCCCUCAACCACAUCAUGCACGCUUCACGCCACGUGACGAGAUUCGUUCUGCAAACCUCCAUACAGCCUCUUGUAACUGACUGGACGAGAAGGAACUUGACGUCCACGGCUGAAUUAUUGGCCUCCUUUAAGGGCAAUAAUGGAAAGCCGCUCCCGAACGAGGAGCAGCUUGCACUGGCUGAGUUCUUUGACGGCCACAAGACGGCCAAUUCAGAAGACUUGACCUAUCAUGCAGAAGGUGUUGGGCUUUGUGCCCAUGUGCUUGCACGGGUUCGUGACGAGGUGGUCAACUACAACGUUGGCCAUGAGACUGCCGACAAGUCUCUGCUUUUGCCUCGCCGAGAGAUCACUGAUCAUUUCCGAAAGAUACCCAUCCCCAUGGCAGUCAACAAGGGAUGUUGCGCGGUGUGCCACAUCAUGCUCGAAAUCUUAGAGCGCGAAUCAGGCCACAAGUUUCCUUGUUUGGGCGCCAGUUUCUCUAGUCAUUCGGGAUCCCAGAGCGACUGGAGCGCCGUUUCUAUCCCUCGCUGA